AUGGCUGACAUCAAGCCCCUGGACCGCUCAGAGUGUGUACGACGUCUGAGGCCUUUGGUAUUAUCGUUGUUCGAGGCCGAGCAAGAUGUGCGUCCGUGGACUGUCCCACCCGAUCCCUUCUACACCGUGGCAAACUUCCCUUUCAUGAGGAUCAGAGACAGAUACACGGGGGAUGAGCCUGACCAAGGGUCGGGGUCUAUGAAGAGCCGUAAUCCAACGGCACGCUUGGAAACGAGGGAAGUGAGGACGGAGAUGUUGACGAUCCAUGCCAAUCAUCGCUCGCGGGUGCCAACGCCGUUCCUCUCCUUCACCGACUCUCCCUCAGCAAUUCAGGAGAUAGCACAGAUGAGACGGACCAGAGGACGUGGUGCACUGACGCUCACUGUCAUCAAUGUGAAUGUGCGCAGGCAUAAGGGUCUUCCCGUCCUGAAUGCCAAAGAUGAGAUGGUAUACUAUGGGGUUAAGGAUCCUUAUCAUCGCGGCUAUGCCUACUACGAAGACCAUUACCUAUGUCUGUGGGAAGUCACAGCGGAGGAGAUCAUCGGCCAUUACCUUUGGGACAGGCUUAGCGAAGAUCCGCAGUGGUAUGAGAACGGGAUCCUGCCGGCGUUUCGGAGGCAUGAGGCUCUUCGUCUCCAGCGCCGGCGAGAGCAACAGUCGAAGAUUUCAAAUGUGAUGGGGCCCAUGAAUGGAGGCAUGAGGGCUGAUUAUGUCGGCGCGGGAGUGAUCUCGGAAGAUAGACACGGUAGUCGCUCGAGAUUGCCUUCGACGUCGGUCGCAAGUCCGGGUCCGGUCGGUGGCAUAGAUUCGAUUUUGGCUGACAUGGAGAGCUUGACAUUCAGUGAAAGCCAUGACUCGCGAGUGAAGGAGCCGAAUAACGAUGGAGAGGACUUCUUGUCUUCGAGCGCCGAAUCUAGCUAUGGCGAUGGCUGUGUGGCCUUUUUCGAACAAGUCGACAGCGAGGACGAGGGCGAGCCGUAUCAGGAUGCUCAUGAUGACGGUGAGGCGGAGGCGCUCCAGGAGAACUUAAAUACCAUUAUUGAACGGAAUAUAGAAGACAAUUGGUAG
Molecule: messenger RNA, 1068 nt
Organism: Cyphellophora europaea CBS 101466
Lineage: Eukaryota; Fungi; Ascomycota; Eurotiomycetes; Chaetothyriales; Cyphellophoraceae
Exons: 2
Coding region: 1-1068 (355 amino acids)
Source: RefSeq, a predicted model, not a curated record